Molecule: messenger RNA, 1421 nt
Organism: Anopheles maculipalpis
Lineage: Eukaryota; Metazoa; Arthropoda; Insecta; Diptera; Culicidae
Exons: 2
Coding region: 15-1418 (467 amino acids)
Biological process (GO): proteasome-mediated ubiquitin-dependent protein catabolic process; protein monoubiquitination; protein autoubiquitination
Cellular component (GO): nucleus; cytosol; ubiquitin ligase complex
Molecular function (GO): ubiquitin protein ligase activity; cyclin binding; ubiquitin conjugating enzyme binding
Source: RefSeq, a predicted model, not a curated record
AGAGGAAAGCAAACAUGAUCCCGUCCACCGGUAAGAUUGAUCGGCUGCUGGUCGAGCUACGGCCACGGUUACAAUGCGCCAACUUUUUCAUUUCGUUUCCACGCAAAUUUGCUGACAUCGAAUCGACCACCAUCGAGCUGGCCACCGAUCGAAUAACGAUUGUUAUGAAGGGUGAGCGUGAACGGUACGAAAUCCGUACCGGUGACUACUUCCAACUUCAUACCCAAACACUCAGCUCGCUCGUAAUUAAGAAUCGGUACAUCUGCUUCCGAGUAAACACCAACGAGAGUGUGUUCGGUUCCGAACGACUCUCGACUGGUCAGACACUGCAGGACGAAGAGUCCUUACGAUUAACGUGCAAUGUAGAGACUUGCAAAUCAUAUCGCGUCCUUUGCAACAACUGUGGUGGACCACUUACUGAUCAGUCAUCAUCCGACCAAGAUGGGAAAGGAAUUUCGUUCAAUCGCGUACUGGAGCUACCCUCCGAGCAGCUAGACACAGACGAUUGGUUCUGCCAUCGACACGAUCAUCAGCCAAGCUAUGGGCCACAGCCGGAAGCUGCCUGUCAGGGCGAAUCUUCCACCCAACUCAGCACGAAAUUCGAACCACAGCAGCAAGACCUUUUCUACGGCACCUUUUACGCACUGCUGCAUCGUUCCGUGCUGCAGCGAGUUCAUAUCCGCAACGAACGGUUCGUGUACUGUAAGCGAUGCCUUCAAUAUCUAGGCACAACGCGAAAAAAUCGAUCCUCGGUAAAGCUUUGGUACGAAAAUGUGCGCUUUCAACCGGAACGAUCGAUACCAUUGGCAUUGUUUCGAGAGGAUGAUGCAUUGGAGCUGUUUCACCAUCUCGUACGUAAGACGGUGCGUGAAUUCAACUUCGUCACACAUCUUGGUCUGCCACCGUCCAUAAAGCUGAUGUUUGAGCUGCGUCGUCCCGGUAUGGAAGGGGACGUGUUUUAUCUGCUGAUGCAAAUCAUGGACUGUCAGCUUAGCGUGUUUCGUGCGAAACAGAAACGUACCGGAUCUGGAUCGUCCGAAUCGUGCUCGGAUGAUGUGGACGAUGAUAGAGGUAGAAAGGAGGAAUCGGAAAUUGAACGCUCUCAGGAUCGAACCGGUGCGGCGGAAGCGGAUGACGACGAUGACGAUGAUGAUGAUGUGUUUAUAGACAAUUCGUACCGUAAGCAUACGAUCAAGCUGGAACGGCACUGUGCCAUGAAGCUAAUGUAUCAGUACGAAAAGUAUGACGAGCAGCCGCUGUUUGUCUUUUGGCGAGAGGACAAUAACGUUGUCAAUCUGGAGCUUUCCGAACCGAUGUUCAGUGCGGCAGUACGAUAUUUGGACGCCAAUUCCAGCUACGUGCCGGAAUGUUAUCGCGUGAAUUUAGGAUUUAGCAUGAGCUAUCUGGAUAUUUCUUAAAAC